Molecule: messenger RNA, 5897 nt
Organism: Sardina pilchardus (European sardine)
Lineage: Eukaryota; Metazoa; Chordata; Actinopteri; Clupeiformes; Clupeidae
Gene: nrip1b
Product: nuclear receptor interacting protein 1b
Exons: 2
Coding region: 655-4731 (1358 amino acids)
Biological process (GO): regulation of transcription by RNA polymerase II
Cellular component (GO): nucleus
Molecular function (GO): transcription coregulator activity; signaling receptor binding
Source: RefSeq, a predicted model, not a curated record
CGUCAGCUCCGACUACGCAUUGAGGAGUGCGGUGCUCCCGAACGAAAUCAUUCUUUGGAGUAGAACGUUAACGUCUAUUUUUGUAGUUGUAUGUUUAGUGAACGUACGCAUGUGGACUCACAUUGUUUUCCGAAGACUUGCCGAAGGAUUCCCCUGUGUCCACAGACGUCGCGCGUUUUCGACUGUAACGCUACUGUCCAUGUCCAUUUAGUGGACCAGAUCUGCCGGUGGCUGUGUGAGAUCAGGAGGGCUGAGAGAGGACGCAGAGCACGCCACCCCCAGCCCCUCCGUCUCCCAGGGCAACAGGGCAGACAUCCCAGCCCCUCCGUCUCCCAGGGCAACAGGGCAGACAUCAGCAUCUCCUCUGGCGGCCGGGAUCAGUGGGACUCCUCGCUGGCGGAGCUGACUGUUCUAAAGCCCCUCCUGCCCCCUCCUGCCCCCCCACCCCCCCUGCCCCCCCCACCUGCGGGUGACCUAUGCCAGGCCUUUGGCCCGCUGGGCGCCGGUGCCGAUAAGAGGCUGUGAGCAGGAGAGAGAAGAGCACACAGAGCAGCUGUGCGCCCCGUGAGCUGAGCCGCUCCACGUGCAGAGCUUAAUGCCCAUCAGCACCACCCAUCAGCAGCACACCACAAGGGGGCGCUCUUGCUGCUGAACAUGACGCAUGGGGAGGACGCUGGCCCGGACACGCACCAGGAUUCAGCCGUUCUGACCUAUCUGGAGGGACUACUGAUGCAUCCCGUGGCCACGGCGCCGGGCGCCACGGCAACCAGGAGAUCGGACGCUGACCGCAACGGCAAUGAGGAGCAACGACGGAACCACGCGGCGGCGGCGGCGGCGGCGGCGGCAGCUCAAGGACCAUCGCUGGCCAAUUACGGGCUUGCGCUGAGAGAGAAGGCCAGCCCCCCAGGGGGAGGAGCCAGUCAGCACCUCAAGAAGGCGCGGCUCCUGCGCUCAGGGGCUUGGGGGGCCGUGGGGGACGAGCGGACGAAGGGCCAAUCAUCAGCGAGCCUGAACGGCCAUCUGGCAGGGCAGCAGCAGCAGCAGCAGCAGCGGUCCGGCCAGGACGGGUCUCCGCUGGGGGAGAGCACGCUGCUCGCAUCACUGCUGACCACCUUCAGCUCCAGACUGCAGGGCGUGGCCAUGUCCCAGCAGCCGGAACAGCAGAACUGUGGCGACAAGUGUGCCUCCCCCCCCCCGGGCACACCGCACGACCACAGCACCUCUGAAGCGUACGGCACGGCCUCCAGCCGCCUCAAGGGCCUGGUGAGGAAGAGUAAGAGCCAAAGCCAGAGUCACGACAGCCGGCGAGCCAGCCAGGAUCGUCUCUCGGAGUCGCCGUGCUCCAACGCGAGUGCCGCAGCCCAGCUCAGCCCUUCCGACUCUGCCGUGUCCUGCGCCGAGCGACUGAAGGCCGUGGCGAACUUGGUGAAGACGCGAUCGAGCCCUGCCCCCUCGCCGCGACCCAGCAUGGCGUGCAGCCAGCUGGCCCUGCUCCUCUCCAGCGAGGCCCACCUGAAGCAGUACUCCCGGGAGCAGGUCCUCAAAGCACAACUGGCCGGACAGUCGGCCAGCGAGAGACUGGCAGCCAUAGCCUCGCAGAAGUCCUCCUCACAGGACCCGGGGCCGGCGACCGUGGGAGAGACCCGGAUGCUCUCGGAGGCGGCGAAUGCUACAAACGGCCAGAGCAGAACCUCUCCCCUGGCAUCAGCGAGUGCAACUAGGGGCAGCCCUGCGCUAAGUGCACCACACAACAGCUCAACUAGGGGCAGCCCUGCGCUAAGCGCACCACACAGCAGCUCCACUAGGGGCAGCCCUGCGCUAAGCGCACCACACAACAGCUCCACUAGGGGCAGCCCUGCGCUAAGCGCACCACACAGCAGCAGCAGCAGCAGCAGGGUGGUCUCCCCUCACGCCAGCCCACAGCCCCAGCGGGAGAGACGUCUCCUGGACAAGAGCGGCACCAGGCCCCCUCAGAGCGGCACCAGGCCCCCUCAGAGCUGCAGCAGCCUCCUCCUGCUCCUGCUCAACAACCACAACUCCCAGAAGCAGCUCACCAGGAACGGGCACCUGGAGGAGGAGCAUGAGGAAGAGGAAGAGGAAGAGGAGGACGAGGAAGAGGAGCGCAUCCCCCCCUGCCACGGACCCUCUCUCCUGCUGGACCACUGGGUCCGAUCAGACCAGUACUGCAGCCCGACCAGAUCCAGCAGCGAUGUGGAGAGCUGCUACUCCAGCUGCUCCCCCAUGGACCUGUCCAUGCACACCAGAGUGCCCAGCCACGAAUCAGCACCCCCCUCCGCCUCCUCGUCCUCCUUAGUACCCCCCUCCGCCUCCUCCUCCUCCUUAGUACCCCCCUCCGCCUCCUCCUCCUCCUUAGUACCCCCCUCCGCCUCCUCGUCCUCCUUAGUACCCCCCUCCGCCUCCUCGUACUCCUUAGUACCCCCCUCCGCCUCCUCGUCCUCCUUAGUACCCCCCUCCGCCUCCUCGUACUCCUUAGUACCCCCCUCCGCCUCCUCGUCCUCCUUAGUACCCCCCUCCGCCUCCUCCUCUUGCCCGCUGGAUCUGCUCACAGAAACUCUGUUGAACAGGUGGAAGCCGGACCCUCCCAGACCAAAGGUCUCUGAGACCGGGGAGCUGGCUGUCAGCCCAGACACCAAAUCCCAUCAUAAGGUCACUCUCAUGCAGUUACUGUUGGACCGCCAAAACAAUGAGAAGGUUAACAAUGAGAAGGUAAACAAUGAGAAGGUCAACAAAAUCGGAGAUAAUUCAGAUUUGCAGCGGUGUGACGCAACCCUCAACAACCUGCGCACAGACCCACUUGAAGUGAUUGGCGGCACGUAUGAGGACAGCCGCAGAGAAAGCCCUGCUGACUGCCGUAUCGGUGUUGGUCAUGCCAUGACCAGAUUCUCCCUGAACGCAGACUCAAGCGGCAGUCCGUCUCCGUACUCCUUCUCUCCCCAUGUACAGUCUGGUCCUCUGGAUCUGUGUAAGGCCAAAUCCAGCUCCAGUGAAAAAGCCCCUGAGUCCGGUUUCAGUGCCAGUAAACUGCUGCAGAACUUGGCACAGUGUGGCCUAACAAACAUCUCCCCCUCUCCACCACCACCACCUCCACCACUACUGAACCGGAGGACCAGCAAGCGGCCGAGCCCUGACCUACUGCCCAGUCAGCCCUCCGCCCUGCUGGAGUGUCUGAGCCCUCCACCCACACAGAGGAACGGCAGUCCGGCAGCAGAGCCAGUGCUGCACCGCAGUUUCACACCGCACAGACGAGAGUCACCAGUGUCGCCCGCAGCGUCCCAGAUGGAGGCCCUGCUAGAGAGGCGCACGGUGCUGCAGCUGCUGCUGGGGUCGGCGGCCCACGUGGACAGAGCCAGCGGCAGGAGAGGCACAGAGCAGCCAAGCGUCCGUUCGCACGUCCGCUCCCCCGACACCCGUGACUCCUCGCUGGACAUCAAGAUCAAAACGGAGCCAAAAGAAGACGGACAGUUUUCAAGCUCCUCAGAUAAUGACCACAGGCCCCAACACUGGAGCCAUGAGCGCUACGAGAGACACAGGCCCCUCUUUGAGCACCAGGGCGACAUUAAAUCUGAGCCGUGUCCUGACGACAUUGUGUCCAAAUACGGCCUCCUCAGUCAGCUCUUGAAACAGCAGACCAACACCUACAACUCUGGCACACCCUCGGACUACAACUCUGGCACACCCUCGGACUACGACUCCAGAGCCCUGAAGCAGGAGCAGCAGGAGCAGCAGGAGCAGCAGGAGCAUCAUGGAGGCCCCAGUCCCAAGAGGAGGAGGCUCUGUAUGGAGUUAGCAGAGCAGCUGAGCAGUGAGCUGUGGGCCGGGGGCCCCGUGGACUCUUACGAGGGACGUGGGGGCGAGCUGCUGCUGAGCCCCAAGCAGGAGGAGUCUGCAGCCAGGAGUCCCAUCAACAAGCUGCUGCUGAGCCCCAAGCAGGAGGAGUCUGCAGCCAGGAGUCCCAUCAACAAGCUGCUGCUGAUCCCACAGCAGGAGGAGUCUGCAGCCAGGAGUCCCGUCAACAAGCAGCUCCCGCGAGACCACCAGGGCUUCAACGUGCUCAAGCAGCUCCUGCUAUCGGACAACUGCCUAAAGGGCGUGCCCCAGAGGAACAGUCUGAAGGGCGUGUCCCAGGGCAACUGUCUCCAGGGCAACGGUCUGAAGGGUGUCUCCCAGGGCAACUGUCUGCAGGGCAACGGUCUGAAGGGCGUCUCCCAGGGCAACGGUCUGAAGGGCGUGUCUGAGGGCAGUGGGUGUGGCCUGAUGGCCAGCCAGGUCAACGGGAGCCUCCUGCCGCACCAGCUGCACUUCAACCACAAACUCUCUCAGUCGCCAUGGCGACGUGCGUCUCCGAGCCCCUGGCCCGCUGGUUCCGCUGCCCACUGGCUGACCAACGGCAGCAACGGCUCUCACGAGUCACCAAGGAACAAUACCGCCGCUCAGACAACAACAACAACAACAACAACAAGCCCUGGGUCUGUGAAGCAGGAGUGGCCGGGUGCAGACGAGGAGGAGCGGGCGGACGGGUGGGAGGAGGGCUGUGACUCCGCCCCCAGAGCCAACCCCAUCCUCUACUACAUGCUCCAGCGGGGCAAAGGGCAGCUGGGGGCAGCAGGGGACCAGGGGCAGGAGACGGCACGCUGCGAGAUGAACAUCAAGGAGGAAGCAGCAGCCGAUGAGGAGCACCAGUACAAGCACAGACUGAGCUGCCUGCAGUAGCAGUCACGCCCCACACGCUCCAGUCUGAGCUGCCUGAUCACGCCCCACGCGCUUCCAAAACUGCUGAAAGAGCUGGACAGUGAGCAUGGUGGCCAUGGACUGUGGGCAUGGACUGUGGGCAUGGACUGUGGGCAUGAAAGGGUUACUGUUCUAUUAGCUCAUUCCUCGUUUUUUUCUCUUUUUUCUUUGGUUCUUUACCUCUCUUCCUCUUUUGGUUUACUGGUGACGAUCAAUAACGAUCAAACGAUCAAAUCCAAACCUUUUCAAUUCAAAACAAAUAUUUUGUAUUUCAUUGUCAUAGAUUUUGACAUUUUAAAUGAGAUAUUAUUGCCCAAAUGCAGUUUUACAGUCAAAAUCAAACUGUGUAUCCUGAAAUACUUUGUUUCAUUUCUCUUCCUCAUAUUCUGUGAACUAUGGAAAAGGGCACAAAUGUGGCAUGACAACGAAACUAUUUCUAUAACAUCCACUUUCUUAUUGCUUCAUAUCACAGUCAGGGCAUCCACUUUCUUAUUGCUUCAUAUCACAGUCAGGGCAUCCACUUUCUCAUUGCUUUAUAUCACAGCCAGGGCAUUCCACCUUUUUAAAAGUAAGGGACACGUAAACAAUAUUGCAAUGUGAAGCACAACACUACAACAAACAAACACACAAACAAACAAACAGGCAUGUGAGGCAUUAGUGUGAUUCAGCCCCUGGGCAGAAAAUCAUAAUAUUACAUUUACAUUGUUAUAUUUAACAAUAACAACAUAUUUACAUUGUUUUAUACAGAAUCAGGAUAGUGAUCUCAGUCUUUUCAAUUCAGGUAUUUAUUUAUUUCCAACAGCUUUGAAGAGUCCCACAUGACUCCCCCAUAGCCCAACAAAUGAAUCCGUAGAGUCCCACAUGACUCCCCCAUAGCCCAACAAAUGAAUCCGUAGAGUCCCACAUGACUCCCCCAUAGCCCAACAAAUGAAUCCAUAAGAGUCCCACAUGACUCCCCCAUAGCCCAACAAAUGAAUCCGUAGAGUCCCACAUGACUCCCCCAUAGCCCAACAAAUGAAUCCGUAGAGUCCCACAUGACUCCCCCAUAGCCCAACAAAUGAAUCCGUAGAGUCCCACAUGACUCCCCCAUAGCCCAACAAAUGAAUCCGUAGAGUCCCACAUGACUCCCCCAUAGCCCAACAAAUGAA